UUAACACGGUCGGAAGAGAUUGACGAAGGCCUUUGUGACGUAAGGAGCACGACCUGCAGUCGCUUUCUCUCUCCCCUUCCCUCUGUGUGAGACGACCCGGCCCAGCUAAUAAGAAGGCCGAAUCCAGGUCUCAGAUCAAAUCAUUUCGACUUGGUGUGAUAGCAGACGGAGCCGCUAUGGAUACCUCCCAGCUGUGCAAGUUAUUUAUCGGAGGGCUUAACGUGCAGACUUCCGAAGAAGGCCUGCGGGAGCACUUCGAGACCUACGGACAGCUUACCGACUGUGUGGUGGUGGUGAACCCGCAAACCAAGCGCUCCCGGUGCUUCGGCUUCGUCACGUACUCCAAUUCCGAAGAGGCAGACGCAGCCAUGGGAGCCUCCCCGCAUGUGGUGGACGGCAGCAAUGUCGAGCUGAAGCGCGCCGUCUCCCGGGAGGACUCGGUGAAGCCCGGAGCCCACGCGAAGGUGAAGAAGCUCUUCAUCGGCGGCCUGAAGGAGGGGGUCGACGAGGACGACUUGUUCCAGCACUUCUCACAGUUCGGCAAGGUGGAGAAAGCCGAGAUCAUCGCUGACAAAACGUCCGGCAAGAAACGCGGCUUCGGGUUUGUCUACUUCGAGGACCACGACUCUGCCGACAAGGCCGCUGUGGUCAAAUUCCACCCAAUCAACGGGCUCCGCGUGGAGGUGAAGAAAGCUGUACCGAAGGAGGACAUUCAGUCCGGCCCCUCUAAGACUUUCCGCGGCGGCAGAGGAGGAGGCGGCGGCAGGGGCCGCGGUGCCGGCAGCGGAGGAUCCCGAGACCUCAAUGGCAUUCCCGGUGGCGGUAAAGGCGGAUUCGGAGGUUACGGUGCUCCCAGCCAGAGCUACAGCAUGUACGGGGGUUACGGCGAGCAAGGAGGAGGAGGAGGAUACGGUAAUGGCUACAAUAGCUUCGGCAGUUACACUCAGCACCCGUCCUCGUACGGCCCCAUGAAAACGGCCGGAAACAGCGGCAGCUGGGGGCGCAGUAGCAGCAGUGCAGGCCCUUACCGAGGGGGCUAUGGGGGUGGGGGCUACGGCAGCGGAGGCUACGGUGGAGGAAAUUCUUAUGGUGGCGGCGGCUCGUUUUAAAGAUCGGGCCUGGGAAAAAAUGGGAGAACGCAAAGUAGACUGACUCCAUUUUUUU
Messenger RNA from Pelobates fuscus (common spadefoot toad), 1164 nucleotides. RefSeq names its product heterogeneous nuclear ribonucleoprotein A0 (gene HNRNPA0). Gene Ontology annotation, molecular function: mRNA 3'-UTR binding. Lineage: Eukaryota; Metazoa; Chordata; Amphibia; Anura; Pelobatidae. Gene Ontology annotation, biological process: mRNA splicing, via spliceosome. The transcript has a single exon. The coding region runs from base 177 to 1109 and encodes 310 amino acids. The record is from RefSeq and is a predicted model, not a curated record. Gene Ontology annotation, cellular component: catalytic step 2 spliceosome.